This is a messenger RNA of Acipenser ruthenus (sterlet), 6348 nucleotides long. RefSeq names its product peroxidasin homolog. Lineage: Eukaryota; Metazoa; Chordata; Actinopteri; Acipenseriformes; Acipenseridae. The record is from RefSeq and is a predicted model, not a curated record. The transcript is spliced from 23 exons. The coding region runs from base 85 to 4506 and encodes 1473 amino acids. Gene Ontology annotation, biological process: response to oxidative stress. Gene Ontology annotation, molecular function: peroxidase activity; protein binding; heme binding.
AGUUUUUAACAUAAAGCUGUCGAGAGGCUGCACUUUUUCCAGUGCAGCUCCAGGCGCUGCCAGAGCGCUGAACAAGACAACAAAAUGAAAUCAAAACUACUUUACUUCUUGUGCAUUGUUCUGCCUCUGUCUUUAUUUUUCACCUAUUCUGCUUCUUGCCCCACUCGAUGUCUCUGUUUUAGAACCACCAUUCGAUGUAUGCACUUGAUGUUGGACAACAUCCCCAAAGUGCCACCACCGACUGCUAUAUUAGACCUCAGAUUCAACAGAAUAAGUGAAAUAACACCUGGAGCAUUUAAAAAGCUGAAGAACUUGAACACCUUGUUACUGAACAAUAACCACAUUAAGAGGGUUCCUAGAAAAGCGUUUGAUGACCUGGAAAAUCUAAAAUACCUCUACCUAUACAAGAAUGAAAUCCAUGCAAUAGAUAAGCAGGCAUUUAAAGGUUUGGUGUCCCUGGAGCAGCUAUACAUUCACUUCAACCACAUAGAAACACUAGAUCCAGAAACAUUUAGUGAUCUUCCCAAACUAGAAAGAUUAUUUCUUCAUAAUAAUAAACUGUCUAGGAUCCCAGCAGAAACCUUUGAUAAUUUGGAUUCAAUAAAAAGACUUCGUUUGGAUUCUAAUGGCCUGGUCUGUGACUGUGAAUUAAUGUGGUUGGCUGAACUGAUGAAAGAAUAUGCAAAGAAUGGCAACACUCAAGCAGCAGCCACCUGUGACCACCCCAGGAGGUUACAGGGCAGGUCUGUUGCAACAGUAACAACAGAAGAGUUCAACUGCGAAAGGCCCCGUAUCACCUCAGAGCCCCAGGAUGCAGAUGUAUCGCCUGGAAAUACUGUCCACUUCACUUGCAGAGCUGAAGGGAAUCCUAAACCUGAGAUCAUAUGGCUUCACAACAACAAUGAAAUUAAUAUGAGAGAUGAUGUUCGUCUGAACUUGCUGGUGGAUGGGACCUUAAUGAUUCAGGAUACAAGAGAGUCUGACCAGGGCACUUACCAAUGCAUGGCCAAAAAUGUUGCUGGAGAGACUAAAACCCAAGGAGUGCUGUUGAGAUACUUUGGUACCCCAACCAAACCCAGUUUUGUGAUACAGCCACAGAACACAGAGGUGCGGGUUGGGGCCAGCAUUACCCUGGAAUGCAGUGCUACAGGUCACCCCCAGCCACAAAUCACCUGGACCAGAGGAAAUGGAAAUCUCAGAAACAUCUCUCGGCACACUAUCACUUCAUCAGGAGGUCUCUUUAUUCAGAAUGUAUCUUUGGAAGACCAUGGUCAGUUUAUUUGCCUUGCCAGUAAUAACCAGGACUCCAUUCAGUCAUCAGCACAAAUCAUUGUUCAAGCUCCCCCUAGGUUCACAGUGACUCCUGUUGAUCAAGUUGUGGUAGAAGAUCACUCUGUAGACUUUGAAUGUGCAGCCGUUGGAAAUCCACCUCCUGUCAUUGCCUGGUCCAAAGCAGGGGGUCAGCUGCCCAAUGACAGGCGGCACGCUGUGUUGUCAUCCGGUACCCUACGGAUCACUCAUGUGGCCCUACACGAUCAGGGGCAAUAUGAAUGCCAGGCAGUCAGUGUGGCUGGGGUGAAGAGAUUCCUGGUGCAGCUGACCGUGCAACCCAAAGCCCUGCCAUUGUUUACCCAUGAGCCUCAGGAUGCUAUGGCUGAAGUGGGCCAGGAUGUGGAAAUACCCUGUAGUGCUCAAGGAGAACCUCAGCCUGCUAUUACCUGGACAAAAGAUGGUGUUCAAAUCACAGAAAGUGGAAAGUUCUAUAUCAGCACUGAAGGAACCCUUACUAUUAGGGAUAUUGGUCAAGCAGACAGGGGGAGGUAUGAAUGUAUGGCACGGAAUACCAUUGGUCAGUCAACAACUAGCAUGGUGCUAAGCGUUACAGUUCGAGCGGGAAAGCGUGUGGGUGAUAGCUUUGUUGAGCCAUCAUUUCAUGAUGCAACUCAAAGGGUUGACAGUGCAAUCAAUUCCACCCGCAGAGAUUUAUUUGAUAGGCGUCCUCGUACUCCCAAUGACCUGCUGGCCCUAUUCCGCUACCCCCGAGACCCUUUCACCAUUGAGACAGCAAGGGCAGGAGAGAUUUUUGAACAAACCCUCUUUCUGAUCCAAGAACAUGUGAAACAAGGGCUAACUGUAGACCUCAAUGGCACAGAAUUCCGGUACAAUGACCUGGUUUCCCCACACUAUCUUGACCUCAUCGCCAAUCUGUCAGGCUGCACUGCUCACCGACGCUUCCCAAAUUGCUCAGACAUCUGUUUCCAUCAAAAGUACAGAACCCACGAUGGCACCUGUAACAACCUUCAACAUCCCAUGUGGGGUUCUUCUCUGACAGCUUUUGAGAGAAUCCUUAAGCCUGUCUAUGAGAAUGGUUUCAGCCUUCCCAGAGGGGUCAGCCAAAACAGCAUGUACAAUGGCCAUCAUCUACCAAUGCCACGUCUGGUCUCCACAGCCAUGGUCGGCACUGAGGCCAUAACUGCUGACGACCGCUUUACACAUAUGCUGAUGCAGUGGGGUCAGUUCUUGGAUCAUGAUCUGGACCAGACUGUUGCUGCUCUAAGCAUGUCACGGUUUUCUGACGGACAGCCCUGCAGCUCUGCGUGUUCUAAUGACCCCCCCUGUUUUCCCAUCAUGAUCCCUGAAAAUGACCCGCGUGUUCGGAAUGCCAGGUGUAUGUUCUUUGUCCGCUCCAGCCCAGUCUGUGGCAGUGGAAUGACCUCAGUUCUUAUGAACUCUGUGUAUGCCAGAGAACAGAUUAACCAUCUUACCUCAUAUAUUGAUGCUUCCAAUGUGUAUGGAAGCAGUGUGCGUGAGUCUGAAGAGCUACGUGACUUCUCCAACCAGCAUGGCCUUUUAAAGCAAGGCACGGAAGUGUCAGGCUCUGGAAAACAUCUGCUGCCCUUUGCCAUAGGACCACCCACUGAGUGUAUGAGGGAUGAGAAUGAAAGCCCUAUCCCAUGCUUCCUUGCUGGGGACCACCGAGCCAAUGAGCAGCUGGGGCUGACUGCCAUGCACACUCUGUGGUUCAGGGAGCACAACCGUAUUGCGCGAGAGCUGCUAAAACUGAAUCCCCAUUGGGACGGGGAUACAGUAUAUCAUGAAACCAGAAAAAUAGUAGGUGCUCAAAUGCAGCACAUCACCUACCAGCACUGGUUACCCAAAAUCUUGGGGGACGUGGGUAUGAAGAUUAUAGGGGAAUACAAGGGCUAUGACCCAAAUGUAAAUGGGGGCAUACUCAAUGCUUUUGCUACUGCUGCUUUCAGGUUUGGACACACUCUGAUAAACCCAAUUCUGUACCGUUUGAAUGAGACAUUUGGGGAAAUUCCACAGGGUCACAUUCCUCUCCACAAGGCCUUCUUCUCACCCUUUAGGAUUGUCCAGGAAGGUGGCAUAGACCCACUCCUGCGAGGUCUCUUUGGAGUAGCUGGUAAAAUGCGGGUUCCUUCUCAACUUCUGAACAUGGAGUUGACAGAGAGACUGUUUUCCAUGGCCCACUCGGUGGCUCUGGACUUGGCAGCCAUGAAUAUCCAGAGAGGCCGUGAUCAUGGGAUCCCUCCAUACAAGGACUACAGGGUUUUCUGUAACCUAACCUCUGUUCAGGACUUUGAAGACCUAAAGAAUGAGAUUAAAAACCCAGAAAUUAGAGAAAAGCUUAAAAGGUUGUAUGGUACACCCUUGAAUAUUGACCUUUGGCCUGCAAUGAUGGUGGAGGAUCUUAUUCCUGGAACUAGAGUGGGGCCAGCCCUCAUGUGUCUGUUUGUUACACAGUUUCAGCGACUCAGGAAUGGAGACAGGCUAUGGUAUGAAAACCCAGGAGUGUUUACCCAGGCUCAGCUCACACAGCUUAAACAGGCCUCCUUAGCUCGUGUCCUGUGUGACAAUGGGGAUAAUAUCCAACAAGUCCAGUCCGAUGUCUUCUUAAAAGCAGAUUACCCUCAAGGAUAUGUGUCCUGUGAGGAGAUCAGCAGGAUUGAUCUGAGAAUGUGGCAGGAUUGCUGCGAUGAUUGUAGAUCCCGGGGACAGUUCAGUGCACUGUCCCAACACUUCCACAACAAACGCUCUGCAGACCACAGCUAUCCUCUAGAGAAACAACAGGGAGAUGUCCGAAAAAAUAAAAAACAAAAAAGUUUCAGAUUUAAGGAAGUAAUGGAAACAACCAAUAAUUUCACUGAUUAUUCAGAGGGAAAUCAAUUAGACUUCGCUCAGGAUUUCAGCAGCUUUAUGACUGAAAUGCAGAGGACAAUAUCUUCUUUAAGAAAACAGAUAAACAAGCUGGAGACUCGGCUUAAAAAGGAUGUCUGCAUGGAUGGAAGUGGAAUCCACAGAAAAGAAGGUGAACGAUGGGCAAAGGAAGUAUGCACCAGCUGUCACUGUGAGAAUGGACAGAUUACUUGUUUUGUUGAAACCUGUCCUCCAGCAGAGUGUUGGAAGCCCUUCAGAGUGAAAGACAGAUGUUGCCCUGUUUGUUCAGUGCAAGAAAAGGGAACUGGAUCAGUCGGAAACUUGUAAAGACAGGAUGCAGAUGAUUGGUCAUCAGCUUGCAUUGUCUACUGAUGUUCACAAGAACCUGUCAAGCAGUUAUUGUUACUGCUUACUGUAUGCACUAAGUCAUCAGAACUAUACAUGUGAAAAACAGGGAGGAUUUAUCAAUUCUUCCUUUCACUAUUGAGACAUUUUCUGCCAUUGCCAAAAAAAAGUAGAUUUUAGCUGCAAAACUGCAGAUUUACUACCAGAGGUAGCAUUAUGUGGUUGCAUUUUUUUUUUUAAGUUGAGGAUUAUAAUUAACGGGUCGAGAUUUUUUUUCACAUUUAUUACAAUUUUAUUAUUACUAUUAGUUUUUGUUAUUACAGCAUGCACCACACACAGGAUUAGCAAAUUCAUUUUUUCUGACAAAAAAGUUGAGGUUAGGAAGAUAGCCUUUAAAAUGACAUUAACUAAGUAUUGUUCAUUGACUACAAAGCAUUAGUUAACUAUAAUACAGUGUUACAGUAGCUGGUGAAACAAGCACUUCCUAUGACAAGAUUAUUUUAAAGUACCCAUUCCCUUUGGUAUUCUGUAAAAGGGGACCUUUAAUUUCAAACAAGGAUAAGCAUUAAUGGAAACCUAGACAUUGCUAUACAAUACAGAAGAAGAUUCAACACCUAAUUUGCAGAAUACUAAUUUGACACAAUUUUGUUUGUCAAAAUGUCAAGCAAAACAGAAUCAGGUUGCAGUUAAUCUAGAAUAUUUUCACAGACUAGAGCUGGGCACAAAAUAGUACAAAAUAGUGCUUGCUUUGGAACAGAUAUUCCCACCCUCAAGGCUCUUGGUUUAUACAACGAAAAUGUAUUUUUUGUAAUUUGCAUAUAAUAUUAAGAUAGCUGAAAGUCACAUUUAAAACCAAUUCUGUAUGAUAAAUGGGUUCAAAACUCACAGGUCAGUUUUAUUAAAGUGCGCCACAGGGUGAAUAUGUUGUCAGAAUUUGAAACAGCAUUUCCUGAUAAUGAGAACAUAUAAAUGCCAUAAUAUGACAUUUGAUACCAAUUAUAAAAAAGGUUGCACACUGAUUCAUUAAAUAUAUGUUAUUAUUCAUAAAAUGUAAUAUGCAGUACCUUUUAAAUGAUAUGUGAAUAGGAAUACAAGUACACUGCAAAACUGCUUACUCAACUAAAGUAGACAUUUCAAUGGCAGUUCAUCUACAUUCACGAUGUGGAACACUGUAAAAAUACUGACAGGCUUUCUGAUUUUGCUUGUGAAAUAACUGUACCUCAUAACAACACAAAGACAGGGAUGUUCGACAAAAAUUGGUGCUAAGUGUUAUGCCUCAAGAAUAAUAGUGUGUUUUUUUUAUAACUGACUAUACGCAAAUACUGUAACAUGCUAAUAUGUGUAAAGAUUAGUUUUCAAAUAGUUAUUUUACAACUAUAUGACACAAGUUCCUUACAUAGCACUGUAGUUGAAAUGUAAGCAGUGCAUUUUAAAAGGGCCAGAACUGUAUUUUCUUUAACAGAUUGCAAUUAAUUUUUAAUGUGGCUUACAAUAUUUUCCCACAAAAAAAGUGCUAGGUUAUUUAAUAAAGUAACAUAUUUUGUAUUUUACAGGAUACAGGACAGAUUAUAUGGCAUAUGAAUACAUUGUAUUUUUUUUAUUACAAAGAAACAUUUUUGCAUUAUCAUCCUGUAUAAGUAUAUUGACACAACUAUGUGCAGCAAAAACCAUUAAACAAAAUGGACUGUACCACUAUAAGCAUAAUGUACAGUGAAAAACUAAUUUGAUUACCACCUUUAAAUGGUACUGUAAUAGUGCUUUGUGCAUAAACAUUUAUCCUAUUGUAUAUAUUGUGACAAUAAAGUUUUAUUUUCAAAUUUGAAA